Haliotis rubra (blacklip abalone) is the source of this 1193-nucleotide messenger RNA. Its product is annotated as low-density lipoprotein receptor-related protein 12-like. The record is from RefSeq and is a predicted model, not a curated record. Gene Ontology annotation, molecular function: protein binding. The coding region runs from base 98 to 829 and encodes 243 amino acids. The transcript has 4 exons. NCBI's taxonomy places the organism in Eukaryota, Metazoa, Mollusca, Gastropoda, Lepetellida, Haliotidae.
CUUGAUUACUUUCUCUGAUAACCUUUGCACCCUGUUCAACUAUCCCACUAACUCCGUACACCGACAACGCGCGGUAUGUGGACUGAACAGCGACACAAUGAACAAAAUGGAGCUUUACGUAAACAUGAUGGUGAUUGUGAUGAUUGGCACGUGUGGGGUCAGUGUGGCUCAGAUGUAUACACCAACGACUUUUGAGAUGUUUGAGGAGUGCGACAACAAGAUCAUUAUAUCGGAGGACAUGCUGCUACAACUAUCUGUGAACAAGACCAGGAGAAAAACACACACGUGUAGCACGACGGUUGAAAGUGACGUGGACGGCAAUCGCUUGUUACUACGUUUCCUGAAUAUGAACAUCUCCGACAGGCCAGGAUGCUUGAAAGCCAGGAUCAGCUUAUAUGAGACAGAAGGCAAACAUCCUUCAGUAAAUUUUUGCGGCAAUAUGAGCAUCCCCGUGUUCAACUCCAGCGGACAGUCAGUGAGGGUUAAGUACGAGACCAGUCGCCAGGACGAGGACGCCGCUCAUGACGUCUUCACACUACUUAUCUCAUCUUUUCACGAGCAGGUGAAAGGAGAGUGUACGUCCUACGACUUCACAUGCAGCAACUCCCUCUGCAUCGACAGCGACAUGACCUGUAACAACUACGACGAUUGCUCCGAUAAUUCCGAUGAGACGAUUGGCUGUAGCACAACCGAUGGAGACCAGUUGAUGAAGAAGAUUGUGAUUGUGUCUGUAGCCUGUGGGAUGUUUCUGUUCGCUGUUGUUUGUGUCUUCGCCUUUAAAAUACACCGAGCCAGGAACAGAAGAGGGGCAUAUUUAUCUGUUGACUAAUCGGUGCAAACAGCCGAUAACCAUGAACACAAUUUUGUGUUAAUAUUCUUUUCGUCUGUGAUUUUAUUGUAGCCAACUUACAAAAACAGUGCAUGUAUACUACUCAGAGGAACUUAAGCAAUAUACCACAAGAGAUUAAUCAUAAUCGGAUGUUUUAGUGUUAUGUACCAUUCGUCGCCAUUCUUUCUGUAACCUCUGCGAAUUUCUGCAAAAUUGUUGAUGCGGCGGUAAGCAGCUUUAUCAUCCCAAAACUGUGUUCCACAGGAGAUAUCGCUUGUGUGAGAUCAAACGAUAUCUCCUAGGAGAUAUCGUUUUGACAGUAGAUUUUGUACAAUGCCCUGACAAUGCUAUGACGUCAUGUACU